AUGGGUCACUGGCUCAAGUUUGACCUAUCCAUACCAGUCCUGGAAAACACAUCUGACUCAGAUCCAGGGGCAACACUUUCACUCAUCAGUGAAUAUGAAUACAGGAUGCUACAGUGCUGCUGUUAUAUCUCAAGGAAGUUCUUAUCCACCAGUCUCAUCAUAUUCUCCUUUGUCAUCUUCUUUGUCAUCAGGUGGCUCAACUUUGAGCUACUACACAGCAUCACAAGGGUAUUCUUAACAGGGGGGUACCUCAGCCAGGUGGCUUGGUGUAUCCUUGAGGUCAAUCUUCAUGCAGUUCUCAGGGUGGAGUGGGUUCCUCUGGGUACAGCUUCCUGUCAUACAUUACUGGCAGCAGUAGGGGAAUGGAGGGAUGAAGAACUUGUUAUUAGAGGUAUUCUACUAAGUGGGUAA
This is a messenger RNA of Guyanagaster necrorhizus, 411 nucleotides long. RefSeq lists its product as uncharacterized. NCBI's taxonomy places the organism in Eukaryota, Fungi, Basidiomycota, Agaricomycetes, Agaricales, Physalacriaceae. The record is from RefSeq and is a predicted model, not a curated record. The transcript is spliced from 6 exons. The coding region runs from base 1 to 411 and encodes 136 amino acids.